This is a messenger RNA of Pseudovirgaria hyperparasitica, 1540 nucleotides long. Its product is annotated as FAD/NAD(P)-binding domain-containing protein. Gene Ontology annotation, molecular function: FAD binding. The coding region runs from base 1 to 1374 and encodes 457 amino acids. Lineage: Eukaryota; Fungi; Ascomycota; Dothideomycetes; Acrospermales; Acrospermaceae. The transcript has a single exon. The record is from RefSeq and is a predicted model, not a curated record.
AUGUCCCCCAAACAAACCUACAAAAUCGCAAUCAUCGGCGCCGGUCCAGCCGGCUGCACCCUCGCCCGCAUCCUCCUCCACUCCCCCGCCGCCGCCUCCCUCAGCAUCACAAUCUUCGAAAGCGAGCCCUCCUCCACCGCCCGCUCCCAAGGCGGCACCCUCGACCUCCACCCCGACACCGGCAUCGCAGCCCUCAAACGCGCAGGCCUCUACGACCAAUUCCUCGCCCACGCCCGCUUCGACGGCCAAGCCCUCAAACUCACAAACAAGGCCUUCAAAUCCUUCAUCAACACCUCCUCCGGCUCCACACCCUCAAACCCCUCCUCACCAUCCUCCUCCUCCUCACACGCCCGCCCCGAAAUCGACCGCGCCGUCCUCCGCUCCCUCCUCCUCGCCUCCCUCCCCAAAGACACCAUCCACUGGGCCCACCACCUCGAGCGCGUCUCCCCCGGGGGUCCUCCAACCUCCAACAACAACAACACUCCCUCAUCCCCCACGACCCCCUCCUGGACACUCCACUUCCGCCACCACGCCCCCCAGCACGGCUUCUCCCUCGUCGUCGGCGCCGACGGCGCCUGGAGCCACUGCCGCGCCGCCCUCACCCCCCAACCGCCCAUCUACGCCGGCAUCGCAGGCAUAACCCGCACCAUCUCCCCGGGCACCUGUCCAGCACAUCUCCGCGCAGCGCUGAACAAGGGCAGCAUAUUCGCGUUCGGCGACGGGAAAGCGAUUACGGCGCAGCAGCUCGGCACGGGGGAGAUUAGCGUUUCGACGUGGGUUGUGCAGGGGGAGGAUGUGCUUGAGGAGUUAUAUGGCGGGGGACGGAUUCAGGACGGGGAGGAAGUGCGGCGGGUGCAGAUGGGGGUGUUUGAGGGGUGGAGCGAGGUGUUGCGCGGGUUUAUUGCUGCGGGGGAUGGGGAGUGCGUGGGGCGGAAGUUGUAUAUGUUGCCUGUUGGGCUGCGGUGGGUGCAUCGGGAGGGCCUGACGCUGGUGGGGGAUGCGGCGCAUUUGAUGACGCCGUUUAUUGGCGAGGGGGUGAAUUUGGCGAUGGGCGAUGCGGUGAGGCUUGCGGAUGGGAUUGGGGCUGCUGUUCUGCGGGGUGGUGGUGCGGAGCGUUUGGAUGCGGAGGUCGAGGCGUUUGAGCGGGAUAUGUUUGUGCGGGCGACGAAGUGCCAGGAGCGGACGUGGGAGGCGCUGAGGUUGGGCUUUUUGGUGCCUGGGGCGCCGGAUGUGAAUGUUGAGGAGAUUGUGGUGAAUGCCGUUGGGGAUGAGGUGCCGUGGUGGGGGAUGGGUGUGUUUAAGGCUUUGGUGUAUACGUAUUUUUGGGGUUGGAGGUGGUGGCAUGGUGUUAGUGGGAGGGUGGUGGAGGGUUGAGAUGAGGAAUAGAUGUUGAUACCUGGGUUUGCUCUGCGUUGUUUGGAAUUGUGUAUUGCAUGCAGUAUUUGCAGGUGACGUCGGCUCAGACUGUGAGACAGGGGCACGUUUGAAAAGGAACCAUUUGAUCAAUUAAUCACCCUUUAUAUCAUAUGUAAAAAGCUGG